AUGGAGCUAGUCCAGCAUCUCGACGAUAAGCUUCUGUUUGCGGUGCCAAAGAAGGGCCGCCUUGCAGAGCGCUGCACCGAGCUCUUGGUUGGUGCCGACGUCCAGUUCCGCAGAAGCAAUCGCCUGGACAUCGCUAUCUCUACAAACCUGCCGGUCGCUCUCGUAUUCCUGCCUGCCGCAGACAUUCCCACAUUCGUAGGUGAAGGCAAGUGUUCUUUGGGCAUCACGGGCCACGACCAGGUCGAGGAGAGCAACGUCAAGGUCGACGACCUGCUAGACCUUGGGUUCGGCAAGUGCAAGCUUCAAAUCCAGGUUCCUGCCGACGGCCCGUACAGCGACCCCAAGCAACUGAUCGGCAAGACGAUUGUCACUUCUUUCAUCCACCUCGCCACGACGUUCUUCACUGAGCUCGAAGGCAAGCAGCCGGGCGACAAGCUCGACACUGUUAUCAAGUACGUUGGCGGCUCGGUCGAGGCCGCUGUCGCUUUGGGCGUGGCCGACGCGAUCGUCGAUUUGGUCGAGAGCGGCGAGACCAUGCGUGCCGCCGGCCUCAAACCGAUUGGCACCGUCUUGAACACCAGCGCUCACCUUAUUGCAUCCAAAUCGCCCUCCCACCCCGACGUUCUCCAAAUACUCAAGUCUCGUAUCGAGGGUGUGAUUGCGAGCAACAGAUACGUCUUGUGCCAGUACAACGCCCAGCGCAAAGAUAUGCCCGUCCUGCUCAAGAUCACACCGGGCCGCCGGGCGGCUACGGUUGCACCUCUCGAGGACGACACCUGGGCGGCCAUCUCGACCAUGGUUGAAAAGUCGAGAAUCGCCGAGGUGAUGGAUCAAUUGGCCUCAAACGGUGCCGAAGAUAUUCUCGUCACCCACCUCGCUAAUUGCCGUGUUUAA
This is a messenger RNA of Wickerhamiella sorbophila, 894 nucleotides long. RefSeq names its product ATP phosphoribosyltransferase. The record is from RefSeq and is a predicted model, not a curated record. Gene Ontology annotation, biological process: L-histidine biosynthetic process. Lineage: Eukaryota; Fungi; Ascomycota; Dipodascomycetes; Dipodascales; Trichomonascaceae. The transcript has a single exon. Gene Ontology annotation, cellular component: cytoplasm. The coding region runs from base 1 to 894 and encodes 297 amino acids. Gene Ontology annotation, molecular function: magnesium ion binding; ATP phosphoribosyltransferase activity.